AUUUUGGCGCGUCUCGCUGAGCUUGAGCAGGAGGGACUGUUGUGGUUGACGCUGCUCUGAGAGCUAAACACUGCUACUUUAACGGAGAACAGCAGUGAUGUCUCAACAACCACAGCAGACGGUGCCCUCCGCCCCGGACUCCCCUGCGCUGGUGGUCACUACGAACGUGCAGAAAUAUGCCAUAAAGAAGAAGAAGGUCCUCAGUGCUGAAGAGAUGGAGCUGUUUGAGCUCACCCAGGCUGCAGGCAUCACCGUGGACCAGGAGGUCUUUAAGAUCAUAGUGGACCUCUUGAAGAUGAAUGUGGCCCCUCAAGCGGUGUUCCAGACUCUGAAGGCCAUGUGUGCAGGCCAGAGAGUGGCUGAAAGCUGCGGUGCUGAGUCUUCAGCGGCCUCCCACACCACGACCAUGACCACAGCACCGGCAGAGGCCCGAGAAGAGGACUCUUUGGUCUCUGGAAAGAGCCCUAAGCCUCCUGCAGCUCCCCCCUCAGCGUCGGGCCCCAGAGCCACAAGGGUCAACACUAAGAUUGUGGUCUACGGCCCCCAAGACGCUAGCUCUCCUCACUCUCAAGCCGUGCGCAGUAAAGCUGGAGCGAGCCACAGUGAGAAGAGCAGGGAGGCUUCCAGCCAGCGAGUGCAGCGGCAGCCCAGCGCCACCAGAGGACAGAAGACCAAGAGCUCCGGCAGCAGCAGCUCGUCCUCGCAGAUCAACUCCACAUAAGACUGCGGUCACUGUGAAGCCACCUGUAAAUAUGUAGGUUUCUUUACAUUUAACUUAUGCGUGUUUAAAUGUGGUAAAGGAUUGGUUCAACUAAAUUGCAAAUAUGUAAAUAAAUAUAUACGGCGUCUCUCUUUUGGUAUUAUUUGCUUGGAUUUAGGGUAAUUUGUGCCUUUGAUUGAAAUUUUAUUUUCAGCACAAUUUGACAUUUCAAAGAUUCAGCAGUCUUCCCAUUAACAAUGUUUUUUAAAAGUUAUUUUUUAAUAUGUAUAUUUUUGGGGCUUUUGCCUUUAUUUUAGUAGAGAUAGACAGGAAUGGGGGGAGAAGAAUGGGGAGAGACCUGCAGCAAAGGGUCGUGAGCGGGAGUCAAACCCACGACUGCUGUGUUGGAAAACUGUAGCCCCUGUUUAUGGGUCGCCCGCUCAGCGAGGUGAGCUACAGGGGCGCCCAACAAUGUCUCUGUUGUAUAUAGUCAAUACGUAGUUUGAAUGAAACUGCUCACAAUGAGAUCUGUGAUGUGAGAGUGAUAUCUCAGCCUUGGAAAAUACAAUGAAGCUGCGCGCGUGACUAGAUAGAUACUGAAUGCAGAUGUUAACCCUCUGAACUCCAAAUCUUGCCAGCGGAUUUGAAAGACAGGUUAUCUUUAAACAAAAACAAUGCUAAAAUGACACCAUUUAACAGGGUCACAGCACUAUAAAAACAGAAAGAAUCAUGAGAUGUUCAACUUUGCAGCAGUUUUUGAACUAAUCUAAUGUGUGACGUGCAGUUUUAUAGGUAAGUUAACAAAAUCUUAAAUUUGUGAUAUUUAAUGAAAAUCACCUUAAUAUACAUGUGUUUUUAGAAAUUUGCCAAAAAUGAACAGUUUGAACAAUCAGAUUGUGUAAAAACAAAAAAUAAAAUCCACUCCUCAGCCAUGACUGCGACCAACCAUCGUGUGACUAAAAGGACUUUUCAGCUCAGUUGCAGGUUGUGUUCAACAGAACAGAGAGGAGAUGACAAAAUGGAGGAAAAUAAAUCAUCCUAAUUGAUAAAAUAAUCACUCCAUGUCUAAAACACAGUAUACAGAGGAACAAGUGACUGGAAGAUACAUUCAGCAGGGUGAAACAUCUUUCUAGACUUGAUGUGCAAGGUAUUGUGAAAAAACUAAUACAUUUGUCAGUUUUCUCAACUUCUAGUCGUGGCAGGAGAAAAAAAGGUCCAGAAACUGCUCAGGAUUCAGAGGGUUAAGUGAGAAAAUCUGUUUGGUUUUGUAUGUUCUAAUCUAGAUAAGCCAGUCCUUUGAGGUUCUAACCAUGUCAAAGUGCAGUUUUUCUCUAUUCUUUGUUCUGACCGGUGUUGUACAGAGUGAGUGAAGCCUUUUGCCUCGUUUGCCAUAAACAGUUCAAACAAAACAGAAUGACACAAAACAAAAAAAUAUAUUUCAAUAUUUUCUACUGAAAGAUGAAAAUGCCUGUAUUCAACGUGAACAUUUUUAUAUCUUGAUGAGUCUUUAAUAAAGUCAGUAACGAUAACCUUA
This is a messenger RNA of Stegastes partitus (bicolor damselfish), 2234 nucleotides long. It is a transcript of the gene mzt2b, whose product is annotated as mitotic spindle organizing protein 2B. Lineage: Eukaryota; Metazoa; Chordata; Actinopteri; Pomacentridae. The transcript has 5 exons. Bases 98 to 721 code for a protein of 207 amino acids. The record is from RefSeq and is a predicted model, not a curated record. Gene Ontology annotation, cellular component: spindle; centrosome.